AUGGAUUCGCCACCGAAGCGUAUGACGCGGGCUCGAGCUGCGGCCAAGGCCAGCGCACCGACCGUGAAGACCACCAAGAUCGUGACCGCGGCUGCCAGGGCCAAGGCGGCCUGCUCAUCCACAGCUACAGCUUCCACAACAAGCACUGCGACCAAGAGAAAGACGCGAGCGGAUGAAAACGACGACGACAGUGAGGGCGAUGCCCGGGCCCGUCGCCUGCGAGGUCGCCCCAGCCGCGCCCCGGGCACUGUCGACAGGCCUCCGUCCUCUCUACGUGCCGAACCCGUGAGAGCGGCGCGCACUACCCGCACAACCAGGAAAACGGCCACAGAACCGCCCAAGGAAGAGCCCAAGGCCGCACGUGGCCGCCCGAGGAGGAGCACGGCCACGUCGGCAGACCAGCCCCCAGCCAGGAAAACAACCGCCGCUACACGAACACGCGCAGGCACUGAAAACAUUGGGCCGGCCGCCAAGAAGGAAUCGGACCCCCACGGCUUGCAUGCCGCCCCAGCCCGCCGACCUCGUACGCCAGCUAGCAAGGCUACCAGAAAUGCCGCGGCUGCUGAAAAGAAGCCUCUGAGUCCGAAAAAGGUCACCCAGAUCCCGAUUCUGCGCAAGGAUGACGACUUGGCCGGUGACGGGAGCCCCCGCAGGAACGGAGCAGCCGACCAGACCAAUGUGACUCCUGUAAAGAAGAGUGUCGAGCUACCCUCGCUCGACAAGGACUCAGACUCAACUCUUACCAUCGAUGUAGCCAUUCUCGGCGCUCCAGAAAGCACAACUGUCGCGUUUGGCUCGCCUCCGCGUCGGCCACCAACAUCGCCCAACAGAGACACCCUCAGGUCUCCAGCCAAGAAGAUGGGAGCUAUGCCGUUCCCAGGCUCCCCUGUCAAAUCAAACCCUUUCUCGCAGGACAAUGACGCAAGGAUGAAAACAUCAUCAAAAAACACAUUAUUCCAAACACCGGCAAAGCGGCCGCCGUCACCAAUCAAGAGCAUGGCUUUUCCCUCGACAAGCAAGCCACAAAAUAGCCAGGACGCCUUCAAGGCGUCCUUAUUCAAGUCUCCAGCAAAGCGAGCGCCGCUUGGUCUCAAACCUGUCCCAUUGCUGCAUCCACAAGCAACCCAAGACUUCUCGGAGGAGCUCGCUAUCGAAGUUCCAGAGAAUCCCGCGCUGACGUCCCGCUUCAACGGCCGACUAUCUGACGUUGUGCCGCGCGAUACUACUGGUGACGAGCUCGACGAAGACGAUCAAGUUGAGCUAGUGCACACAUUAUCCUUUUAUGAGCAGGUUGAUGGCGUUGCUCCCCCGAGAUUCGACCUGACCCAGUCUUCUAGCUCUGCUGACAGCACGCUCGAAGUUGCUGGAGCGCCAGAAUCUGUUUCUACCCCAAAACCAAUGGCGACACCACAGGGCCCCAGCUUUCAGCUUCGAGACAAGGAUAUGGAUCCUUGCCACGACAUGACCACAAUGUCUGAUUCUGAUGAUGAGUUGAACGUGGACGAGGACGCGUCUACCUUUACACCGAGCUUCAAUAGGAACCGUCGAUCUACGAUAGGUCUCACCAACCUGGCUCAGACGCUAGGCGCGUGGUCGUCGGAAAACCCUGCUCCCGCCAGUGAAGCCAUGCAGCCAGCCUCUGGCCUUCCGCGUGCUUCAAACAUUGUGCCACUCGCUGAGCCCUCACCUGUGAAGACGAGCUUCUUUGAGGAUCAAAUGCAGACCCAGGAGAACGGCGGUGAAGUAGCGGACGGCGAAAUCUCCGAGCCAUCAUUCGAUGAGGAUAUUAGAGUCACCGGUGAAGAUCUUGCACUUGCCCAGGAGGCUGAGGACAUGUCGCAUUUGGAAGAGAGUCCUUGCGCUGAGCGAAGCGUUGCCAAAUCAUUCUCCGACUCUUUGUCUGAAGCGAGUCAGGAAUAUGGUGACGAGAAUGAGCUGCCUGUUGAUCCUGCACUCAAUGGUCCGCGCAUGUGGCCGCCUGCAACACCCGCCAGACCAGUCCCGAGAAACUGCUCUACGACGACCAAGGUGCCGCUCAAGCCUGCCGAUGAGUCGAGCCCAACAAAAUCUCGCCGCUUCAGUGCCUCACGUAUCCCUAACAACGGUACCGGGAGCCUGCCAAAGAGUGCUACCGUCAUUUCUUACUCUCCCGAGAAGAAACGGAAUACCGACGCGUUCGAUAUGGACCAGGAACCUACUACUCCUGUGAGCAAGUGUGACAUGUGGUCCAAUAUGGGAGACUCUGCUCGCACUCCUCGACGCGACGCCAACUCGUCUCUGCUCCGCGGUGCCGUUGUCUUUGUCGAUGUUCAUACCAGCGAAGGCGCCGAUGCCAGCUUGAUUUUCGUGGACCUGCUUACGCAGAUGGGAGCCAAGUGUGUCAAGACUUGGACCUGGAACCCAGACAGUGCCUCGAGUUCCGAAUGUUUUUCCAAUAGAAUUGGCAUUACGCACGUUGUUUUCAAAGACGGCGGCAAGAGGACAAUGGAGAAGGUCAGGAGGUCAAAUGGCGUCGUGCAGUGCGUUGGCGUCAGCUGGGUUCUCGACUGCGAGAAGGAGAAUGAGUGGCUUGAUGAGGGCCCCUACCUCAUCGACACAGCCUUUGUCCCACGCGGAGGGGCCCGUCGCAGAAAGAGCAUGGAGCCCAAGGCUCUAGCCAACAACAAUGGCACCUUGGUCAGCACGCCUGCGAAACAGAGCAGCAGCUCCUACAAUCGCCGCCAAAGCGGAAUCUGGAUGCAGACGCCGCCUGAGCAAAACGGAAGCGACGAACAGGGUGACGACAUCGAGUGGUCGGAGUUUAUCCUCACUCCGGUUCCGAAGACGCCCAGCCCCGAGACAAUAUUCAAAUAUGCGACUGAGGAGCCUGAGACGCCUUCGCAAGGUGACGAUAGCCACACUUCGCUUUCUCGGGAGGAGAUGCUCAUGAGAACAUGUCCAUCCAAGUCUGGUGGCGGCGGCGCCUACGAUCAGCUGGGUGAGGGAGUUCUGAGCCCCCACAAGGAUGAGAAGGUGCUCAUGCGCCUGAUGGCGGCUCGCCGCAAGAGCCUGCAGUUUGCUCCCAAGAUUGCCAGCCCGCUGUCAAAAUCUUGGUACUAG
Messenger RNA from Akanthomyces muscarius, 3099 nucleotides. RefSeq lists its product as uncharacterized. The record is from RefSeq and is a predicted model, not a curated record. Bases 1 to 3099 code for a protein of 1032 amino acids. Lineage: Eukaryota; Fungi; Ascomycota; Sordariomycetes; Hypocreales; Cordycipitaceae. Gene Ontology annotation, biological process: mitotic cell cycle. The transcript has 4 exons.